Molecule: messenger RNA, 558 nt
Organism: Penicillium salamii
Lineage: Eukaryota; Fungi; Ascomycota; Eurotiomycetes; Eurotiales; Aspergillaceae
Source: the annotation of a GenBank genome assembly
AUGGACCUCGCAUCCAAAGCCCACACCAACCCCAAUCUCCUCGACACAGCCCUCCAAAAGCGCUACACCACCAUCUCCAUCCCCUCAACCUACGGCCGUCUGCACGACAGCCCAGCCCCAGGCACAGUAGCCGGAAUCGUCCUCGGCAGCGUCGCCGGCUUCGUACUACUAAUGUACGUACUAUUCCUAGCCGUGAAUCCAGGGGGCGUUGCACGAGGCGCGCCAUCAAGCGUGAGCAUGUCGAUGGACGAAGAGGAAUCAGUGCGCAGUCGAAGACGGGGGUCCCGACGCAGAAGCGAAGUGGAGGUUCUGGAGGAGAGGGAGAGUUUCAGGGAUAGUUAUCGGCGCAGACCUGCUAGUCGGCAUGAUCGGAUUGUUGUGGAGGAGUCUUUGGCUACGUCUACCACCGGGGAUGGGGAUGUGGUGGAGGUUAUUGAGGAGGAGAGCUCGGUUCCUUCGGAUAUGUCCCCUCGUCCGCCUAGACGGUCUAGACGGGGGGUUAGGCAUGUGGAUCCGAUGGCUUAUGGGGGGGAUAGUGAUUAUGAGAGUCGGAGGUAG